AUGGCGGCGACUCCCACAUCCACGCGAACAUGGAUUCUGGCCAACCAUCCCAAGGGCGUUCCGACCUUUUCAAGCACCGAUGAGAACCCGACUUUCAAGCUGGUCGAACGGCCUCUUCCCCCGCUACAGCCAAAUCAAGUCCUCGUCAAAGUCCUCUUCUUCUCGAACGACCCGGCCCAACGUCCGGCCAUUGACGCUGCCGUCAAGGCGGAGCGGCACUACACUGCCCCAGUCGAGAUUGGACAACCCAUGAUGGCGCGGGGACUGGCGGAAGUGAUUGCCUCGACCGCUGACAACCUCCCCAAAGGAACCAUUGUGCAGGCCGCUCCGGGAUGGACUGAAUAUGCGGUCCUGAAUGCUGCGGAUUGCAGUCCGCGACAGCCACUCCCCAAUGGCUUGAGUCUGACCCAUUACCUGGGGGCGUUCGGCGGACCGGGUUUGACAGCGUAUUAUGGGCUGGUUGUCAUAGGGGAAGCGAAGAAAGGGAUGAGAGUGGUGGUUUCGGGAGCGGCCGGGGCAACAGGCAGCAUGGUAGUCCAGAUUGCGAAGAAUAUUGUUGGCUGCUCAGAGGUUAUUGGUAUCGCCGGCUCCGAUGCGAAAUGCCGCUGGGUUGAGAGUCUGGGAGCAGACAAGUGUCUCAACUACAAGAGCCCGACCUUCGAACAGGAUCUGAACAAGGCAACGGAAGGGUUCGUGGAUAUCUAUUUCGACAAUGUCGGGGGCCACAUCCUCGACCUAAUGCUCGCAAGGCUGAAGCGGUACGGUGUGGCCGUUGCAUGCGGCUCCAUCUCAGGCUACAAUUCCACAGAACCAACUGUGCUGAAAAACUACUUCCAAGUCAUCACCAUGCGCCUCUCGAUCCGCGGCUUCAUCGUGUCAGACUACCUCUCAAAAGCACAGGAAACAGUCCAAAUGUUUGUGCAGGCCGUGAAAGACGGCAAGUUGAAGAUCUCGAAUGAAGAGAGCGAGCAGGUCGUCGACACCAAGUUUGCGGAUGUGCCGAAGACGUGGUUGAAGUUGUUUGAGGGCGGAAACACGGGCAAGUUGGUCACCAAGCUGGUCUGA
Molecule: messenger RNA, 1065 nt
Organism: Cladophialophora psammophila CBS 110553
Lineage: Eukaryota; Fungi; Ascomycota; Eurotiomycetes; Chaetothyriales; Herpotrichiellaceae
Exons: 5
Coding region: 1-1065 (354 amino acids)
Molecular function (GO): oxidoreductase activity, acting on the CH-CH group of donors, NAD or NADP as acceptor
Source: RefSeq, a predicted model, not a curated record